This is a messenger RNA of Ruditapes philippinarum (Manila clam), 1383 nucleotides long. Its product is annotated as hyaluronan mediated motility receptor-like. Lineage: Eukaryota; Metazoa; Mollusca; Bivalvia; Venerida; Veneridae. The record is from RefSeq and is a predicted model, not a curated record.
AUGGCAUUAAGAAACUUUAUCGAAAUAAAUGUUUCACAUCAGAUAGAAGAGGAUGAUGCAAAUGCCAUAGCCGCUGAAAAUAAAAUUGAUGUAAUGAAAGAAGAAAUGAUGUUCAAUGUAUUCGUACAAAUAGGAGUAUUGGAAGCCGAAUUCGACAGAUGUAGAAAACAACUAUUUAGUGAGUUACAAAAGACACAUGACAGGAUUGCCGACCUAGAUAAAGAAGUUGAUAAGAAGAGUGGCAUUAUUGUCAGCCUAAAAAGGAAAAUUGCUAUGGACAUCGCCCGCAAAAAAGAUCAAUUGAGCGCGCUAAAACUUGAAUACAGUGAGAAAGAUGGAGAAAAUAUCCGGCUGAGAAAAGAAAUGCUCACCUUAUAUGAAUGCAAAGAUCAACUAGUUGGAGAAAUAAAAAAUGCAAAUGACAGGAUUGCCGUCCUAAAUAAAGAAGUUAAAAAGAAGAGUGACAUUAUUGUCGACCUAAAAAGGGAAAUAAGCGAACAGAAAGAUACUUUUGCUGAGAACAUCGCCAGCAAAGAAGAAAAGUUGAGGAUAUUAUCAAUUGAACUGAAUGAGAAGCAUGAAAUAAAUAACGUGCUGAAAAAAGAGAAUGACACGUUACAAGAAAAUUAUAAAAAGGAAAUUAAAUAUCUCCAGAAUUUAAAUGUUGAACACAAAAAGAAUAUCGAACGACUAAAUGAUCAUAUUAAGAAAAUGAAUAUUGACAUGAAAAAUGUAAGUUGUAAACAUAGAAAGGAAACAGAACAACUUGAAUAUGACUUAAAUGAGACAAGACAUGCAUUCACUUGUAAGGAAAACGAAAUCAAAGUCAGAAGUACUGAACUGGAGUAUCAAAUAGAUACAUUGGAAACAGAGAAACGUAAAUUAGGCGAAAUUGUGGAAACGCUAAAUACAGAAGUGAAGACUCUAAAAUCUACACAGAAACAGCUAGAAAAAAGGAAAGCAGACAAUGCUAAUGAAAAUGUAGAAGAUAAGACGUUCGAGAGGUUGAAUAAAACGUGUCAAACUGACUGGACCUACGAUAAUCCUCGCCUUAGUUAUCUAACGCGACCAACAAAGAUAGCGGAGGACUAUGCGGAGCUUUAUGAUAACGAAUGGACAGAUCUCUUCGAUGAUAUAGAACUUGCAACCGAAGAAGAAAAUAUCUCUUUUAUUCUACACAUCCUUAUGAAAACAAGUGCAAUCUGCAGUGACCUUUCCAACUGCCACAAGAAGAGAAUACAGGAUGCCUUCUGCAAACUUACUUCUACAAGUCAAAUCAAGCGAUUUGAUCCAAAUAAAGAAGAAGACAUCCACAGCGAGGAGGAAGAAACUGGUUCGACAGCAGUUGAAUUUGAAAAAGAUUUUGGAUUGGUGACAAAAGAG